AUGCUGCUUCAAGAUGGCGCAGACGUCAACGCGACCGACAAGGAUUUGAACUCGCCUCUAUUGCUCGCCGUGCAGCACGGCCACGAGCAGGUCAUGCACCGCCUCUUUGCGGCCAACGCCGACGCGACCAAGCGCAACACGAUUCUUCCGGACGAGGUGAUUGGGAAAAUCAAGCUCAGCUCGGGCGGCCACAAGUGUCUCAUCGAGCACGGUCACUACCGCGGAGAGGGUGUCGCGGUCAAGUCCAUGCUCCAUCCCCGCGACACGCCCGCCAUCACUGCUGAAAUCACCGCGCUGGACGUGUGCAAGUCGCCAUACCUGCUGCAACUACGUGGUAUCACGGGCACAGAAGAACAUCCACUGAUGAUCACCGAGUACAUGUCGCUCGGCAAUCUGCGCGAUUUUCUGGACAAGAAACGGGAGGCGCAGGCCGUCCCAAGGGGCUUUACAGCUCAGCAAGUGCUGUGGGUCGUCGCCAACGCGCUCGCAGACCUCCAUGCCCACGGCUUUCUCCAUCGGGACUUGACGUCGCACAACGUCUUGCUCUGCAACACCAACUACAUCAAGGUCGCCAACCUCGGCGACGCCAACGCCAGUCUUAUGGACCGCCCCAUGUCGAUGCUCUCGUGGUGUGCACCUGAGGUGCUUUCUGGUGCAAGUGGCGCAACGGCCGCCGCAACGGCCGCCGCCGAUGUCUACUCGCUCGGUGUCAUCAUGACCGAGCUCGACACAUUCCAACUGCCGUACUGGGACUUGAACCUCGACAUGUGGGCGCUCACCGACAACAUUCGCAACGGCCGCGCCCCUGCGACAAUGACGUACUCGAUGAGCUUUCCGCUGCUCAAGGCCGACAAUGGCGGGCCGCAGUACGAACUCGUCGGGUUGAACGACGUGGAAUAG
Saprolegnia parasitica CBS 223.65 is the source of this 900-nucleotide messenger RNA. Its product is annotated as TKL protein kinase. Gene Ontology annotation, biological process: protein phosphorylation. Lineage: Eukaryota; Oomycota; Saprolegniomycetes; Saprolegniales; Saprolegniaceae. The record is from RefSeq and is a predicted model, not a curated record. Gene Ontology annotation, molecular function: protein kinase activity; ATP binding; protein binding. The coding region runs from base 1 to 900 and encodes 299 amino acids. The transcript has 5 exons.